Molecule: messenger RNA, 339 nt
Organism: Staurois parvus
Lineage: Eukaryota; Metazoa; Chordata; Amphibia; Anura; Ranidae
Source: the annotation of a GenBank genome assembly
CACCAGGUUCCGGCUGGAGAUUCCCCGCCGGCACCUGGCGAUCACCAUGAAACACGGACAGGGGAGAGUUCUGUAUCAUGCUGCUUUGUAUUGCUCUGCAUAGCAGAGCAAUACAAAGCAGCAUGCUUACAUAGUGAACCAUGCACAGCACACUUGGUAAAACAGCACACAAUUAACCCUUUGAUCGCCCCAGAUGUUAACCCCUUUCUGCCCAGUGUCAUUAGUACAGUGUCAGUGCUUUUUAUUAGCACUGAUCACUGUAUCAGUGUCACUGGGGAUGUCAAUGGCAGUUACUCAGUUCCCCCCAGUGUCAGAAUGCCUGCCGCAGUCCCGCUAUAA